AUGGGCAUUUUCCUUGCUGUCACCGUCCUCGCCCAGUGUACCCCGGCCAAGUCGAUCUGGAACCCUGAGCUAGCCAACCAGAGGGUCUGUCAUCUUAGCCUGACUGUCGUUGCUAUCACGUACUGCUCCUAUGCUACUACGAUGGACUUUAUCCUAGCUGGCUUCCCAUGGAUUGCCCUCCACGGUCUCAACAUGAAGCCCAAAGAACGUCAUACCAUCUGCUUGUCGCUCAGUCUUGGGGUCUUCGCUAGUAUCUGUGGAAUCUUUAGAACAACCGGGUUGACAUCUCUGAGCAACUCACAAGAAUUAUCUCUGGGUCAAAGGACCUGCGUUUAUGCGCCCCCGAAGAUUCCGCUUAGGGAGCGAAGGGCGCAGCAGAAGGAGGCUCGUCCGUGGGAUCAAAUGCCUUGGGAGCUCGAGCAGACUCCAAAGCAGAUGGCUUGCUUGAAGAAGACGAAUGUUCCUCCUCGAUUAAGUUAUCUGAAUCAUGAUACAGGGUUUAAUAAGUUGGCUGUUGCCAUGCCGCUCAAAUCUCAUGAAUUGUUUCAAUACUUGUUUGAAUCGAGCCGGACACUAAAGGCGACACCAAAAACACCUGGUACAGAAUAUCUCGCGCGUAUGACAGAUAACCCAUGCGCACUCCGAAGUGCUAUCCUCAUGGCCGGAAUGCAUUUCUCCUUCCAAUUCGGCGACCUCGCUACAUUCGAGUCCACCUUCUUAUAUCAUAAAAUUGAGGUCAUGCGUGUCAUCAAUCGUUGGAUCGCAUCAGGAGACUAUAAACUUGAAGCUGCGAUUAUUAGAGAAAUGGCAACGUUGGCUUUCGCAGAGGUGAAGCGCCCUACUUUACCCUUUCCAGAAUCCUUGGCUCAUCGUGUUUACCAGGCCUGUCAUGGGGAGCUUGUUGCUGCCGAGACUCACAUCAGUGGCAUUCUGGCUCUGAUCGAAACUGCUCGACCUGAUAAAAGUGGUCCGACGCGUUCUGAUUGCUGUUCCACUGAUAGAGAACUGGCUAACCGUUACUUCGUCAUGUCGUAUGUCUACAUUACAGGCCUCAAGAGUUUACUCAGCGGCAUCUGCCGAACUGGUGGCCACGGUAGCAGUCUCGAUGCUGUACCGGGUCGAAAUCUUCUCAAGCUAUCACAUACAUGGCACAUGAGCGAAGCCAUGGAGAACCUCGGUUUCAAACUCCAAGCUAUUCGUCUGUUUCCAUUCUUCUUCAGCCCGUUGCCGCAAGGCGCAAGACUCAACAACGCAGACGGAAAAGUCAUCAUCAACUCUAUACGGGAUUUUACGGCAGCGCAGGAUCAUAUGUUUAAAGACACAGGAAUCGAAACAGCCGAUGGAAAGUUCGAAGGUUUCUGGCGGAGAGGUCCGGCAUCAAGGGUGUUAGGAGAAUACGUCACGGCGCAUAUUCAAUCUAUUUCCGUGCCGGGAAAGAAAGAGGAGAAUCAUGAUACGACCUCAUCAUCAUUCGUCGGACCAUGGUGCGGAUUGACUAUCGCCUCUAUCUUCUAUAUGCAAGAUGUUCUCGGGGCGCUGGAGUAUGUCGACAAACGCAUUCACAAAUACGGCGUUACAUUACUGCAACACGAUGUCGACAAAGUCCUUACCUCGAAGGAAAAACCAAAGAACGAGGCGUUUAUGCUGUGGCAGACGUUGGUAGGGCUUAUAGCCUCCUUGCGCGCUCUCAAAGACAAUGAGCAAGACAGAGGAUUGUUAUCAGCCAGACAGUUCUUUGAGAAGGCUUUGAAGCAGCAGGCAACCUCUUUGGGUAUCUCGACUUGGUCACAAGCAAAGGGGACGCUACGGAGGGUAGCAUGGCCAAUGGGGACUGCUAGUCGGGAAUUCAUAGAGGAGCUAUGGGAAAAGACUAUUAUUGGGUUACCUAGAGUUUAA
Molecule: messenger RNA, 1896 nt
Organism: Fusarium odoratissimum NRRL 54006
Lineage: Eukaryota; Fungi; Ascomycota; Sordariomycetes; Hypocreales; Nectriaceae
Exons: 7
Coding region: 1-1896 (631 amino acids)
Source: RefSeq, a predicted model, not a curated record